Ailuropoda melanoleuca (giant panda) is the source of this 4423-nucleotide messenger RNA. It is a transcript of the gene CAPS2, whose product is annotated as calcyphosine 2. NCBI's taxonomy places the organism in Eukaryota, Metazoa, Chordata, Mammalia, Carnivora, Ursidae. The record is from RefSeq and is a predicted model, not a curated record. Gene Ontology annotation, molecular function: calcium ion binding. The transcript has 23 exons. Bases 723 to 2525 code for a protein of 600 amino acids.
GGCGCUCAGAGCUAAGGAUGUACAGAGGAUGCUUAAUCCAUUCUUGGAAGGGUCAAAAUGGCUUCCAGCAACAGCAGUGGGGCCUUUGCUGAGCUGGAAUCAGACUGGUGUUGAUCAAGUGAAAAAAAGCAUAAAAAUCUGCCUGAUGUUCCCUUUUCUGUUUCUCUAUGGAGCGAUGCUGUUCUGAUUUGAAGAAGGCAAGAGAGAAGUUCUUGCUGUGCACUCCAUCAAGUGCCUUCAGGGCCUCUUUACUGGGGUGACCGGAGAGCGCUCUGCACGCUGCCGCAUUAGCUCAGCGGAGAGCUUGGUGCAAACUGCAAACUGUGCAGGAAGAGGAGCUCUCAUGUGGGGAAGAGCUUCAAGUGAGAGUUUGCCCAUGACAAGAAUGCAAGUGAAAUUUGGAAGAUUUAAGAGAAGUGGAAACCAUUAUUCUCCAGGGGUGGUUGUUUGCCAGACAUAUGAGCAGCACUGCAAAGACAACCUGGAAUAUCAGAAUUCAUCAUCUCUGACAAACUGUCUUGUUCACAGUUGGCUUUGGCUCUCUCUCUCUGAGCAGAAGAAGCCCAGAUGAGUGAGUCCUCUUCCAGAUCCCCGCCAGGAUUUAGAGGCGCCCCGGAACUAGUCUCCGGAUGAGGCUCAGAGGCCUCUGCAAGGAUUUCAGCAUCGCCCUCGGGCUUUCUGCUAAGUGCUGAGAUACAAGCAUUCUGCAGACGUGAACUUGAAUGGAUUUAGAGGUUAAAGGAAUUGCUGCUUCUGCUACGAAUCAAACUCAGCCAUUCGCUGGAAGAAAGAAGCAGCUGCGACAAGGACAGACUUCCAGAUCAUGGGCAAUCCAGAAUCCUAGCCUACCUGUGGUUCCACGACUUGAUUUGGGAAGCCUCGUUGACUCUGAUGAGGAGGAUGAUUUUUCAUACAUCCCACUUAGUACUACGCAUAUUCAUUUUAACCCACCAAAUUCAUCUUCUGCUCCUAGUUGGGUCACACCAUAUCAAAUAUCACAUACACAGCAUCAUCUAAAUGAACUGGAGCAAGACAUAAUACCUGAAAACUUGCCAGCACCAACAAGCAAAUAUAAGCUGAAAUAUCAGCAGUAUAAAACUGAAAUGAAAGAGGGAUAUCGACAGUAUAGUCAGAAAAAUGCAGAAAAGACAAAAUCAAAGAUCACACAACAGUCUCCAAGAAACAAGAUAGAUGACAAGUGUGUACAAGGUGAAGAAGCCAUCGCGGGUGGUCUUACCACUCUGGAUAGGAAAGCCCUCUUACAGCAGGGUUAUGCAGACAUCCCUUACAAUGCACAAAGGAGUAUGAGAAAAUCUGAUGCCGAAAUUGUGGCUGCAGAGAGGAAGAAACAGACUGUUGCAGAGCAAAUGAUGAUAGACCACUUAUCUAGGGCUGUGAUCAGUGAUCCAGAACAAAACCUAACCACGGAGAGACAAGAAAGCGCUUGUAUCUUUCCAGGUUCAGAGGUAGCACCUCUUCGAUUUAGGAGAAGAACACUACAUGAAACUAAGAUAAGAACCCAUUCUACAUUAACUGAAAAUAUGCUUUCUCAUAAAGUACAAUUUGAUGGAAGGAUCAUGUCAAGAAAUGGGCGUGAUGCUUGCAGAGAGCUGGUUGGGUUCUUUUUUGCUCAGGACCAGUCCCUAACAAUUUAUGAAUAUCGGCAAUUUGGGAAAAACAGAACAAAUGUGCUUCCUUUUAUUAAAAAAAAUAUUUAUAGUCAUCAGUGUGGACGAAGAAAAGGAAAACAAUACCAGCUUGGCGAUUUUUAUAUUGGUGCAAACUUGACAUUUUUGAGUUCUGAUCAUCCCAGACUUCCAGAAAGCAUAAAAGAAAACACAUUACUUAUACUUCGGAUCACUAAUAUUGAUCAGAUAGCUUUGGAUUCUCUCAAUUGCAGAGCUGAUUCUGUGGAACAUGAGGAUGAUAUAACCAGUCAGGAAGCCAAUGAUAGGCUUGUCUUAAAGGCCGUUCAAGAUGCGCUAAAAGAACAGCUACACAAAAGAGGUGUCCGUAUUUUGACUGGACUGGGAAGAUAUCUUCAACAACUGGACCAAGAAGGAACUGGACUUUUAAAUAAGGCAGAUUUUAAGCAAACUCUGCAAGUAUUUCACUUAGAAGUGUCUGAAAAUGAUUUUGAGUCUGCGUGGCAAAUUCUGAAUGGCAGUGGCAGUGGCAAGGUUGAUUAUGGAGAAUUCAAACGUGCCAUUAUUGGUGAAAUGAAUGAAUACAGGAAAUCAUUUGUUCGGAAGGCCUUCAUGAAAUUGGAUUUCAACAAAACUGGCUAUGUGCCUAUUAUAGACAUAAGAAAAUGUUACUGUGCAAAGAAGCAUCCUCAAGUAAUUUCAGGCCAUUCCACGGAGGAAGAAAUCAAAUUAUCUUUUCUAGAAACAUUAAAAGAUGCCUGCAGCAAGUCUGAGGAAGUGUCCUAUGGUGAAUUUGAAGAUUACUAUGAAGGUCUAAGUAUAGAGAUAGUAAAUGAUGAAGAUUUUGUUAAUAUCGUACGUACUCCAUGGGGGAUUUAGUUUUUUUAGAACAAGUGUGUCUUCAACACUAAGCAUUUUAAAGGAGAGAUAAAUUGAAUGUAAAAUAUGGUCAAACCCAGGAAUAUAUUUGUGUAGGACUUCUUUUUUUUGUAUUGUUUUUUGUUUUUCUCAAACAGGUUGAGUCUAGAAGGAGAAAUCAGAAAGAGAGCUGGAGGGGUAUGUGUCUGGUCAUGGGCUUGUCUGAGUGCUUGCCUGUCUCUAAGGGUGUAAAGCUGUAUCUUUUGAUUCAUUACUUAUCUUGAAUAUAUUUAAAAGGUCAUUUUUUAAAUUAGACUUCAUAGGAAAGUUACAUCUGUAUCAAACUAUAUGAGGGCUUCUAUAUAGUAACGAAGUUACUUGUCCAUUGUUUUUUGGCUGCCCAUUCCCCAAAAUAUGAUUGCCACCAUUCUCAAUUUGAUGGACUGGAAUUGGGCCCAAAGCCUGUAAGACUUCUAAUAGUUCAGCUUGUUUCAAACAUAUUAAAAUGUUAAAGGAAUUAAAGGAUAUUGAAGAGAAAUUUUCCACGUGGUGUAGAUGUUUUCUGUAACAUAGAUAUUUAGAAUGAUGGUGGCUUACCCCUAAAAUGCUUAUUUAAACACUGAUUUGUCUUGUGGAUUCUUCUAAAUUAUGUGCUGCUGUUUGUCCAGUAGAGCACAAUGUAAUUAUUCAAGUGAUCACCUCUGUUCGUUCUUUUAUUCUAUUUUUAACUGCAAUCCUUAUUACCUACACAGAAUUACUGUUUAGCUAGAGACAAUACAAAAUAGGAGGGAGAAUAUUUUCUUAGAUUUUUAAAUAAAGAUCUCAAAAAGUGCAUUAUCCCAUGUAUGGACUAAGGGAUAAUUUAGUAAUUCUUCACAAAAUGUAAAAGGAUGUUUGUGUCCUAAAAUCAAUGUAUGUUAUUCUAAACAUCUCUUUUUGUUAUACUAAGCAACUAAAACAUUUUCUUCUAAAUAGAUAUUAUUUAAUGGCUAGAUGUAUUGUAAUUAUCUUUUCUAAAUUCUUCUUCACUUCUCCUUGGAAAUACAGAGAGAAGAGAUAACUUCAUAGAGUUGUUUACAAGUUUAUAAUUUUAAAUGUUAUAUGUUAAGAUAACAAAUUAGAAAAGAAUGGUGUUGAGUAAAGUAAGUUGUUAAAAAAUGAAAACAUAUACUUUGUAGAAUGUGACUUUUGGCACAUAACUUUAUUCAUCAAUACCCUUGGCAACAUUAUUAGAGAUGUAAUGUGUGUGAACACAAUAACUUCAAAGUAGUACUUUUUCAAGAUUUGAGGAGAUACUAAAACUCACUACUAAAAUACCAGAAGGAACAUAUGUAUGAACAUUUUACUGCUGUUUUUGCUAGCUAAAUUCUUUAUCCCUUGGAUUUUUUUUUCCAAUUAGGUUAUUGUAAUUAAAACAAUAUGCUGGAAGACAUUUUGGUAGAAAUAAGUCUGUAAUACCAUUUCUGUAUCACAUUCUUUUUCUUGGAGAAAAUUACCCAAUGAUGGUCAUCUUAAAUUGUCCUCAUAUUGAAAUGACUAAUUCUGUGGGUGCUCAAUAUGCAUGUACUAUUUUUCAUUGAUAAAUUUUUAUUUAUUCAUAACAAGUCUAUUCCUUUAUUGUUAGGUCAUAUUUUUUUGUGAAUAUAAUCAGAAAAUGUAUAGGCUAUCAUAUCGUGAAAAGGGAUUCUUCUGGGAUUUAACAUGUUAAAGUCACAUUAUACUCUUAAAUAAGCCUCCACCCUCUUCAUAUAAAUAUACAUAUGUGUUUGCAAAAAGUUUCUCUAUUUUGGAGCUUUUAAGUAGUUAAUUUCUUAUUAUUUUACACUGUUAUACUUCAGUGUAGAGUUAGAAAACACAUAUUCAAUAUGUUGUUUGUGUAUUUUGUUAAAUUUUAAUUGGUGGCACAAUAAAUCAUUCUG